Molecule: messenger RNA, 1020 nt
Organism: Sphenostylis stenocarpa
Lineage: Eukaryota; Viridiplantae; Streptophyta; Magnoliopsida; Fabales; Fabaceae
Source: the annotation of a GenBank genome assembly
AUGACACUGACACUACCUCCUCCAAAAUCACCAUUCUUGAAGACCCUUUUCUUCCUCUUUACUUUCCUCCCUUGCUACCUUGCUCUCCCUGACCCUGAUGCUGCUGCUUCAGCAUCACUUCAGCCUAUCAUCGCAAACCCUUCUUCCACAGGCACAAUCCCUGCAUUCCCGGAACAAGCUGAGGUUGAAGGGUGCCCUCUCAACCUCUCAGAUGAGCACUAUGAAGGGAUAAAAAGUGCAUGUGGCUCCAACAAAGACGCUGCAGAUAAGGACCUCCACCGUAGCAGAUGCUGUCCAGUGCUUGCUGCGUGGCUCUAUUCUGCUUACUCAACCACCGCCCUUAGUGGUGGAAUGAAACAUGAACGUGCCUCACAAGGCCAUACCACAUCCUAUGACAUGCCCUUGUUGCCUGAUGAUUCAGAAACAUGUGUGAGUGACUUGGGGAAGGCCUUGAAGGUUAGAGGAAUCCAGCUUGUUCAGCCUAAUGAGACUUGUGAUGUGGUGUAUUGCUACUGUGGCAUUAGGCUGCACCCUUUGACCUGCACUGAGUCUUUUUCAGUUACUCCAAGUGGGAGUCUUGUGGUGGAUCAGAGUGUUAAAAGAUUGGAAAGGGAUUGCUUGAGUAGCAGCACCAAUGUCAAUAAAUUUCCCGGCCUAGGAGGAUGCUCCAAGUGCUUGCAUAGUCUCUAUUCACUUAGAAAGAAGUCUUCAAAUUCAAGCAAGUCAGAAGACAGGACCACCAAGAUCCAUAACAAGGACUGUGAACUGAUGGGCCUAACAUGGCUUCUGGCUAAGAAUCGUACAGCUUACAUUCACACAGUUUCUGGGGUUCUUCGAGCUUUGAUGUUGAGCACAGAAGGCUCUGACCCACAAUCAUGCACUCUAAACAGUGAUGGAAUGCCUCUUGCCGUUGAUUCCUCUGAAAUAUCAGAUCAAUCUUCAUCAACCUACCUCCAAGCACCAACUUUUCUCUCUCUGUUAUUACUAGGAAUGCAUUAUUUCACUGUAUUAUCCACCUAA